Molecule: messenger RNA, 26762 nt
Organism: Anopheles gambiae (African malaria mosquito)
Lineage: Eukaryota; Metazoa; Arthropoda; Insecta; Diptera; Culicidae
Product: protein Gawky
Exons: 9
Coding region: 3452-8482 (1676 amino acids)
Biological process (GO): miRNA-mediated gene silencing by inhibition of translation; positive regulation of nuclear-transcribed mRNA poly(A) tail shortening
Cellular component (GO): nucleoplasm; P-body
Molecular function (GO): protein binding; RNA binding
Source: RefSeq, a predicted model, not a curated record
GCAACUCCCCCCCAAAGCCGACGGAGAAUGUAACGGUAUGCGUAGGGCUGGGGCGCAACUCUCCAAGUGUGUGUGUGUGAGCUGGUGGUUCGGAUUGAUGAUUGGCGUUCAGUUUUCGUCAAUUCCCAUCCAAGGAGAAGGAAAGGAAAAAAAGGUCAUCGUGCACCAAAUCGCGCUGCGAAGCACCAUAGUGAGGCUGCUGGCUCCACACGAGAAAGCUCGCGACGGCUCAGCUCCGUGCUGUGGUGAAUGGUGGCCGUGUUGAGAUAAAUGUCUCUGCCUGGAUGUGUGAGAAAGCAAAGAAGCAACGAGGGAGCAAAGGUGGAACCCGUGAAGCGGUGUGUGUUGUGCGCGUACGUUUGCUGACGACUACCUGUGCCAAUAAUUGUAAUACUAGUAGCAAAACGGAAAACAUUCGAGUGUGUUAAAGUUUCACGCUUGUACGUGCGCGCGGGGCCCCCCAUUUUUCUUGCGAGACAAGUGUCUGUGGCGACGUGUACAAAAAAGUUCGCGAGCCGCCCUCUUGCUCCCCACUGAGGAGGUGAAGCUGAUUUGCUGUUGGGUGCAGAGAAUCGGGCUCCAUUCUCCAUUCCUUCGCAUUGCAAACAACAAAAAGGGGGUGUGAAAUGCAGUGCAGUGCGGGCGUGUGAAAUUAGGCAGUGCGUGCGAGGAAAGGUGGGUGGAAAAUCGGGAAGAAAACUUGUGCACACAACAAAACGACGAUUCGGUGAAAAGUUUGCUAAAGGCGCAGCAGAGGUGUACUACGAUUACAUUUCCCCAAUCGAAACAUACCCACUCACAUACACACACUCACAUAUAUAAACACACAUUCACAAACGCUCGCAUCUGGCAAACCCCCCCCCAUCCACACCUACACCUCAGUUUGGGAGACCCCGUUAUCCGUGAUGUCCCUGCCGUGUUGUAGCAAAGCUGCAGUUUCCCCGGGCUCCAUCACCGUGCUCUAGUCACCGCCGAAAAAAAGAAGAAGAAGAAAACAACAACAGGAAAAACGUUCCAGCGGGGGAUCGUGUCAUCGAAGCAUCAUCCCCAGGCCAAUUUAAUAAUCAUUCGGUGGAGAGAGAGAGAACGCGAGGAAGAGAGGGAGAGAACGUGAAAGGGAGAAAAAGGAAAAAAACAACACAACAUACAUACAACUAACCCCAAACUACACAAAUCAGCGCAAUGCAGCAACAGUGUGAUAAGUGCUAAAACAAAUACAAUAUAAACACACCACCGACGAACGAAUCAGCAAACGAACGGAACCGGAUGUCGUUCGGUAUGAAUGAUCUGCAUAUAUACUACUGAAGAACAUUUCUGCGGCCCCAGGCAUUUACUGCUAUCUGCCCUCCAGAGAUUGAUCAACAUUUCAUCAUAAAACAUUAAGGCAAAGCGAAAAUCUGUGAUAUUUCCCACUGCUGGGAUCAUCCUCUCCUUUGGGCACGAGCGUGUGCGUGUGUGUCUCUGUGGGACCGACGCACGCUGUGCCUACGGGCAUUAAAACUCCGUCCUAAGAGGGUGCAAAAGGUGCUUCAUCUCCCUGCCAACAAAACUUAAGUUUAGAUUUGAAUUUGCGUUGUACGUGAGAGCGCCCCCGAGAUCGAAAAGCUGGUGGUAUGAUCGUGAGAGCAAGACGUGCCGGUGUGACGUACCUGCCACCUAUCAUGUGAGCGCGCGUUAAAACGGGAAAGCGCGUCGUUUGACAGGAUCUGGCAUCCUUCAUUGUGCAUCCGUGUUUCCGGUGACGACAAGCAGGAUGCAAGGAAACACCAAAACAGAUAAUAAUUACACUACACAUGAACCAUCGCAAGUACAAUAAUAAACAACUGAACAAUUUGUACAAAACCAUUUCUGUGCAAAAAGGCAUAAAAAGUGGGGAAGGAGGAGUUUUGACACACGGAGGCUAAGCAAGGGCAAAAGUGAAACGUAUUCCUUGCACAAAAAUUCUUCCAUUUGGAAAUUGAUUGAAUGUGGAUAGGGUGGAAACAUCUUAGCCCAUGCAAGCCCUACUCAGCAUUACAAUCAAUCAGUGUGUGUGUGUAAGCGGUCGUAGUGUUUUAGUGUAAAGUGAACUGAUUCUUACAGUUGUGCGAAUGCGGACGUACGUUGGACGAGAUCCUCGCAUUUUAGAACUCUCAUAACUGAUCAGGUCGCUUGUCGUGUGUGCGUGUAUGUGUGUGUGUGUGUAUCCAGUGUAUUUGAGCAAUAUUAGGCGGUGAAACCUAUGGUUUAUUUACUGAGUGGUGGAUGCAUGCGUUAGGAGAGAAACUCAGCUUUAACGAAAAAUUCGCGUUUCAAGCCAUCGUUUAAUAAUGCGUGUGUUAGUGGAUAAGCGUAGAAAGUGAACCAUUCCUAGAAUGGUUGGCAAAAGUGUGCGGCAUUGCGAUAUGUGAAACAAAACAAAACACAACACAAAGAGAAACAUUGUUGUGCUAAACUGAAUCAAUCUUUCUGCUCCACCGACAAAGAGAACAAGACUGUCCUCUCCCUAGCAUAAGCGCUCAUAUGUUAGCAUGUUCUCGUGAGGUGAUUUAUGGUAGCAAGUCAAACAAAAGUAUAACGUCCUAGACAUAUCCAUAUCUCCCGACUGCUGAAGGUGGAGUUUGAGAGCAGUUUUGCGGGGGGGUACGACAUCGAUUCUCCCAGUGUAUGUUUGCGGAAAGCUGCGUGCUUUUUUAAAAACAUUCCCAACUCGUAACAGUAUUUCACGCAAACGGGAUAUUAAUAAGCACAAAGAAGGAGGGCACUGUACACUGUGACAGUCUACGGGUUUAGAUCGACUACCGCCGAGGUGCACAAACUGCAGUCGAGUGCAAGAUUGGAGAGAGCGAGGAUUGCAAGCGGUUGCUCGGAAAGGAUAACUAUUCGAGCAACACCUGGACCAAGUGGGGCGGCACCAACAUUCGAGGAAGUCUGAAGUGAUAGCUUUUUAUGUUCGAACACAUUAGUCAAACGUAGAGGAAAGCAUCGCUCGGUGCUGUUAAAACAACGAGCAUACUAAAUAAUCUCACAGUUUCCGUCAGCUGAUCAGCAGCGCAGAGGCUAACAUUCGGCAUUGGAGUUAAUUUAUCGACACAAGGUGACAAGAUUUUAGCGUGAUUGCCGGAGCUAACGAAUACGCCAUACGUACACGUUCCCGGCCUGAAAGACGAAGAGAGAACAACGCUGGCCGUUCAUAGCUCACAUUGCGCCGUUACUUUCGUGAGAUGUGAUUUUCUUGAUUACCUGACUAACCGUUAACGUGUUAGCAAUAAUUUUAAAAGUAUUUGUACGACAAGCGAAGGAGUGACGUUAAGGGCAGAGCCAUCGUCUUCUUUUCGUAAUCCAAUCAAAGCGAAACUAUCAAAAAAGGGCCAUACACCAGCGAGAAAUUGGUUCUUGAUUUAGACAAUUUGACGAACAAUUUACGCGAAGCACAAAGUCGAAACACGAGACGCUGCACGAGACGAAAAUAAUGUUCGAUACUGACCAAACGAUAGAACGUAAGCAAACUCUGGAAUCAUCAUUUGUUACACAGCAUGAGAGCGUGCGAGUGAACCAUUCUUCUUACCAUCACAACAUGUCAACAAAGCAACAGCAGCAGCGACACAGUCUUUACACACCAUUUGACGAAUUGCUGCGUUUAACAGAGCGAAUGAGAAUGCUCGAGUCUCAAGGAAGCAGCCGGAUUGGGUCCGGUCGGCUCUGCGGUGGUGGAGAGAGCUCCCUGAACGGAGGUGCCUGGGGCUCGCCGCCGGGUGCAGGGUCUAACGCCGUCGGGGGCGGUGUUUCUGGCUGGAGUGCGACAGCGGUCGGUAGCUCGCAGCAGGCCGCCCAGCAACAGUCGUGGAACAGUGGACAGGCGGGUAUGCCGCCACCUGUUGGUCCGCCGGGCAGUGGUCCGAGACAGGAGCUGCUGGGAAAGUCGGGCGUUGGCAACAGUGGCCCACCAAUGGUUGUCGGCAGCAAUGCAGGAAGCGGACAGAGCGGUACGGGUGGUUGGAAUCAAGUGGUAAAUCCUAACAAGCAGUCCACCUCACAAGCGAUGGGCCAGCAGCAGCAACAGCAGCAGCAACAGCAACAGCAACAAGGUGCAAAUCAGCAGAACUCUGGACCAAACUCUAAUCAAUCUCAGUCCAGCGGCGGAAAUCAGGCCGCCGGAGGUAAUCAAGGUGGAGCUGCUGGCGGAAGUGGCGUAGGAGGUGCUGCAGCUGCUAUGGCUGCAGGUAAUGGAGGCGCAGGUGGUGCCGCGGUUAGCGGUAUGGCGGCCACACCAUCCGCCAAGCUAGAACAUCUGAACUCGAUGCGCGAGGCGCUGUUCGCAGAAGAUGGCUGGGGCUGUCAGCACGUCAACCAGGACACGCAGUGGGAUGUGCCGAUUUCACCCGAACCGAGUACUAAACCCGAUCCCUCCCUGAAGGCUACGGUCAACAAUGGGACGGAGCUGUGGGAGACCAACUUGCGCAACGGUGGCCAGCCGCCGGUACAGGCGCCGUCACAGAAAACACCGUGGGGCCCGCAAAGCCACCACGGUGGCACUUGGGGCGUGGAUGAUGAGAGCAGCGGUGAGGCAAGCAACGUAUGGACUGGUGCGCCUGGGGCUCCGGGAGGGGCCAGCAUGGUGGCCGGUGCACUGGCCGGAACGGCUGGAGGUCCUCCGCCAGUAGGCGGCAAUCCUGGCGCGUUAGUUGCCGGACAGGUGGGACCAGUGGGCAGCGGUAGCGGUGGAAUGUGGCAGGCGGGCGGAGGAGGUCUGCCCGGGGCCGGUGGCGGAAUUGCUCCCCCCAAGAAGGACAAUGAUUGGGGCAGUGGAACGGGAGGUAUUGGAGCGACCGGAGGUGGCGGAGGCGGCGGUUGGGGAGAGCCUCGAGGAAAUGUCGGAGGUGGAGGUGCGGUUGGUGGAGCUGGUGCGCCGAAUGCGGGCGUUCCGCCUCACCUGGCAUCGCAGCUAGAAGGAUUACCAAACGUUGACAUUCGAAGCAUGCGUCCGCCAGGGGCUGGCGGGAUCGAUCAAAGCCGCGAAUUCCGUGGCGAUCCGCGUGGCAUCUCUGGUCGACUGAGCGGAUCUACGACGGGCAUGCUGGACCAUUAUCCGAUGGGCAAGAUGCCUCCACCGGGCGCCAUGUCCUCGGGCGCAUCAGCAAUCGGUGCCGGCGGUAACAACCAGUGGCCUCUUGGUGGUGGAGGUGGUGGUGGUGGUGGCGGCGUCGGUGGAGCAGCCAAUGGAGGCCCAGUGGGUGGGGGUGUUCCAUCUAGUAUGCCUCCCACGAAGUCGGUGUCCGGUGGAUGGGACGAUAACUCUCCGCCGGCUGUACGCCGAAACCCCAACAUUGACGAUGGCACUGCAUUGUGGGCCUCUGGCGGACCAGGCAGUGGUGGUGGUGGUGGUGGUGUUGGUAGCGGCCGUGCCACAGGCACUAUAUCCGAUGGUCAAAUGGUCGGUAGAAAUGGUCGCAACGGUCCAUUGGGAGGAAUGAGCUCCGGUCCGAUUGGUGGCGGUCCUUCAGGUGGCCCGGGUGGCCUGGGAGGCGGUCCACGAAUGGUCGGCUCCGGACCGGCCGGCAAUGCGAUGAAAGCGGACAGCAGCAACAUGUGGAUGACGGGACAUGGAGCGGGAGUGGGAGGCUCACGAAACGGUUCCUGGGAUGAUCCCACCAUCGGUGGCACUGGAGGCAACAACUGGGACGAUAAGCCAACCGGCGGAUCAAGCGGCCCGCUCGGCGGUGGUGCCUCGUGGAUGGAUGGACCGGGUACGGCAGCACCCGGUGCUGGCCUUCCUGGCGCUGGCAAUCAAUCGUGGAACGCAAACAAAAAGCCACUUGGUGGAGGCGGCGGCGGUGGAGCCGUGUGGCCCGAUUCAUCGUCCGGCGCCGAUCUGAUCGGCAAUGACUGGGGCGUAGGGGGAGGCAAGAUGACGAACAAACCCCCACACGGACCGCUCGAGAUCAUCCGCAGCAGCAAGCAGUACCGCAUUCUGUGCGAGAUGGGCUACAAGAAGGAAGAUGUGGAGUAUGCACUGCGGGCCGCUAACAUGGCGCUGGAGGAAGCAGUCGAUUUGCUGCAGCGCAAUGGCUCGCUGCCAAAUGUAACCGGUAUGGGCAAUGCUGCCGGUGGAGGAGACUGGAGAAGAGACGAUGCACACGCUCAGCUGGGCGGCGGUGGCACUGGCGGCAGCAACGUUGGAGGAGGUAGUGGAGUCUUUGAACCACCGUUCGGUAAUCGUUACUUGGGAAGCGGUGGCGGCGGCGCAGGAGGAGGAGCUGGCAAUGGUGGCGGUGGCAGUGGACAUUCUUUACAUUUCCAGCAGGGUAAUCAAAAUGGUAUGCCCGGCAGCGGUGCUGGAGGCAUGGGAGGAGCUGGAGGAAAUCCCAACCUGUCUGGAUUGCAUGGUUUGUCGUCCAAGUCGCUUGGCAGCUAUUUGAAUCAGGCUCCUCCACCGAUGACUGGCAUCGGCGGACAGGGCGGCUCCAUGGCUCCGUUCAAUCAAGCGGGCGGUAAUCCGGUCGGCGGCGGUGGUGGUGGCGCCGGUGGACAGAACGCAGUCCAGCCCAAUACGCAACUGCGCUCGCUCGUGCAGCAGAUUCAGAUGGCCGUGCAGACUGGAUACCUGAACCCGCAGAUCCUGAAUCAGCCGCUGGCUCCACAAACUUUCCUGUUGUUGAAUCAGCUGUUGAGCAGCAUUAAGCAACUGCAAGUAACCCAGGGCAACCUGCAGCGUGGCGGCGCCGGCACGAACAACCAGAUAGCCAUGAUUUCCAAGAUCAAGCAGCAGAUAGCUAGUCUGCAGAAUCAAAUCGCCACCCAGCAGACGCUGUACGUAAAGCAGCAGCAGCAGCAGCAGCAACAGCAGCAACAGCAGCAUCCGCAUCAACAACAGCACCAGCAACAUCAGCAUCAGCAGCAGCAGCAGCAGCAACAGCAGCAACAACAGCAUCAGCAGCACCAACAUCAGCAGUCUCAUCAUCAGCAUUCGUCCGUCGGUAAUCCAUCGUCCCAUCUUGGCGGAGGGCAUCUCGGUGGAAACUUCCAUCGCAACGAUCCUAACGAUCUGAGCGCACUGCAGAACAGUCUGUCAGAAAUGACGCUCGGCAAAGAGCACAACGGUCCAUACCUUUCUGGCCCACCGGGCAGCGGUGGCAGCGCCAGCGGAAUGGGUGGUGGAGCCGGGCCCACUAGCCAGCAGUCGCGACUGAACCAAUGGAAGCUCCCGUCAAUGAUGGACAAGGACAACAGUCAUGAUUUAACUGAUUUUUCGCGUGCACCAGGAUCGACAGCGAAAUCGGUUGGGCUCGGUGGCAAUAGCGGCGUGCUCGGUGGAAUACAAACCGAUGGCACAUGGUCAUCGGGUCGCGCCGGUAUGACAGACGGUUGGCCAGAUAAUGCAUCCACCGAUAUUAGUGGUAAGGAUUGGCCAUCCACCCAGGACUCGUUCUCUGACUUGGUCCCGGAAUUCGAACCAGGAAAACCGUGGAAGGGCACUCAAAUGAAAAUAGAAGAAGAUCCGACUAUCACUCCGGGUAGUAUUGCCCGCAGCCCGAUAGCAGCGAUUUCCGUUGGGUCCGCAAAGGAUUCGGAACUGUUUGCGACCAGCAGCAAACCAUCGCCGACGGACUCGAUCAGUCUUUCCUCGUCGACCUGGAGCUUCAAUGCGAGCAGCAGCAAUUAUUCAUCCGCGACAGGAUCUGCCGGUAUGGGUAAGCUCGGCGGACCGUCUAAGAACACCUGGUCCGAUAGUGGUGUCACUGGAGCAGCAGCUGACGUGUGGGGAGCCGGCCUUGGUACUGGUUCCGGAGGGCCAACUGGCAACAGUGCAUCGAAAACACCGCGUGGACCUCCGCCCGGGCUGUCAUCGGGAAAAGUGUCUGGCAGUGGCGGUGUUGGUGGGGGCCCGGGUAGCAACGGAUGGAUGCCAAGAACCAGCCAUGGCCAGGGAGGAAAUUGGUCGGCAGGUGGUGGUGGAGCAUCCGGCUCCUGGUACUCGACCUGGUUGCUGCUGAAGAACCUUACCGCUCAGAUUGAUGGUUCAACGCUGCGAACACUUUGCAUGCAGCAUGGCCCGCUGCAAAACUUCCAUCUGUAUCUAAACCAUGGCAUCGCGCUGUGCAAAUACUUGACCCGCGAGGAAGCAAACAAAGCUCAGCUAGCUUUGAACAACUGUGUACUGGGCAACACAACCAUCUGUGCCGAAUCGCCCACAGACAGCGAGGUACAGACGAUCUUGCAGCAUUUGGGAUUGCCGGGACAGAAUGGAGGUGGUAGCGCUAGUGGCGGAGGCCAAAGCGCGAGUGCUGGAUCGGGCGGCAUUGGAAACUCGAGCAUGGCUCAGUCGUGGCGCUCUAACGGUCCCAUCACAGGACGUGUCACUGAUACCUGGGGCUCUUCAUGGGCAUCUUCCGGCGGUGGCAGCAACCUGUGGACCCCGUUGGAUGGUCCAACCGAGCGAGGAACUCCAUCGAAUUUGAACUCAUUCCUGCCGGAGAAUUUACUCGUUGGCGAGCUUAACUAAACUGUGACCAGCAACAACACCAGCAAUACGUGGAGCGCCAUUGAAACGUGACAUGCGUUCGGCAUCAGACACGCAGUCACUGUCGUCCAAUCGGCGGGUCGAUGGUGGUGUCGGUGGUAAGUUUUUAAUGUGCAAAGUUUUAUGCGGUACAAUCUCCAGACGGAACGUGAGCACGGACGGGUGCCACAUCGCCGAUGGAUGAUCCUAUGAUGGUGUGUGAGGGAGCUAGUUUUAACUUUAUAACGUAAAGCAUUGUGAUGCGCUUCAAGGCGCCACUCAUACAACGGGUGGUUGUACUCAAAACAAUCCACGAGGAAAUAGUGUACGUGUGUGUGUGUGCGUGCAGCAGGGGAGCAUUGGUACCGGUUAUGAAACAUACCGAUGCACCAUAAUCAAACGCUUAGACCAAUCGUGUUAUUCCCGUUACAGACAAAAUAUGGUACAAAUGGUUUUGUUGAAUAAUUUUUAAUUUCUCAUGCCGCUUUUUAUGUAGUAUAUCAAUAAGCAAUGCUUGGCAGUAAGCGAUCAAUGAUCAAUCGUGCAGCAGCAGUGAGCGGAUCUGCACAUCUGCCGAAUACAAAUGAAUGCAAAUAUGAACAGAAAGGGAAAGGAAACCUAUCACAAAGUGCGCUCUGUAGAGCAUUUGAUUAUAUAUAUAUUCGAUAUCGAUAAAUAUUUUAGAAUUCCGAAUCAUCACAAUCUGUGUUGGUAUAGGUGCAGUACAACUGCAACAGUAAUAUUAUUGAAGUGAAAAAAAUAAAAAAAAAAAAACAAAACAAAAAACGGUUAUUUGGUCGUUUUGUGUGCGAAACAACCUACCUAAGUAGCAAUGAUUAUAUACCGUGCGUUUCAGGUAACCAUAUAAUGCAUAUGAUAUGAUGUAUACUUUAAGGCAACAUAUGAACCUGUUAGUUUACACCGAAGAAAUAGAUGUACUUGUAGGAUUGAGGAGAGUAUUUGCGAAUCUUCAUAAAUUUCCACACAUAGCUAUGAAACAGGAACGUACCGCGUUCCAUAUAUUAUCAGUGUGUGCUAUUAUUGUGAAAGAGUAUCGUAUUGUUUCGUAUUUUUGAAAACUAUUUAUUUUGUUACUGUUUUUAAUUCGAUUGAUUUGAAUUGAUGAAUUUCCGAGCAUUGCGAUGAAUGUUGCACUCACUACUGUGAGGUGAAUUGAUAUACGAAAACGCUUAUGUUUGUAGUGGAAGAAGAAAAGCCCCAACAACUAGCAUCGGAUCUAGUGCAUUUACUUCUACUACUACUACUACUACUUCUAUUGCUACAACUACUAAUACUACAACAACUACUACUAUUACUAUUAGCAAGGAUAGACAAACAGGGAACAAAACUAAAAUCACUGUGAGAAAGAUUACUACAUUGGUAGCACCUGCCUCAGUUGUCAGUUGUUUGAAGGCAGACACACUUGCCUAAGGUGUAGUGCAAAACAAUGUUUGCUAAUGACACAAUCAAAAGUUGAAACAAACAACAAUACACCGGAGAUACACGAGCGAUCUCAACCGUUUAGGGAGGGCUUCCGUGCGUAAUAAGUGAUCGAUUGUAUUACCGUGUGACUGAUCGAACAGUUGAUGCGCAAACGCCAACGAUUAAUUACGCAAACACGUGGCCAAUAGCCAACAAGUCUAUCAGAUUUCCAUGAUUGUAUUCUAAAUUUUCAUUCUGACGAAUGUAAAAGCCAUUAUAUUGAGACGUCCACUUUGUUUGUGCAUUUUGUUCCUGUAUGACUAUAAGAGACAGACUUAACGAUGGCAGAGAUGGCGUCGUAACAGCUGUAGAAAGUAAGGUGAGCGCAAGGGAUGUGGAUCAUUCGCCAGAACAGGUGCUAUCUUCUACUGAUAGUAUAUCAGAAGCAGUCCGAGUGUACUUUAAUGUCGGGAAGGUUGUGAUUUUCUAACCCAGGUGUACGAACAGUGAAGGUAGUGACAAUGAAUCAUUAUACACACACACAAAGUUAGGUUUAUUUUCCGAACCCCUCUUUGCGUACCUUUACCGGGCACCGAACGUUUGAAUGUGAGAAGCGCUUUUGUGUCACAGUAGAUCUAAUACAUUUUAGUUGAUGAAAAACGAGUGAUGUCACACAAAUCUAUGUCCUAUUACGUGUAAUACUGGUGUCUCCUAUCGCUAUCCUUUUUAAGUUUCAAAGAUAAUAAUCGAUGCUUUGUGGAUUAUUUAACUACGAUAUCAUCUAUCUUAUUUAAUUAUUGUCUGUAGUAUGGGGUUCAUAUGCUCGUGAAUUUAGUUGUGUUGAUAUUUUUAAAACGUUAUCGUUAUGGAUACUUCCUCCUACAACAUUCCUGCGAUAAUUGGUACCAAUUUGAUUUAAAUGUUGUUGUGUUAGGGAUUCAUAUUUUGCGCAUUAAAGUAAAAAUUAGCUUAUUCCUUCCCACUUUAUAUGUGAUUAAGUUAUUGCAAAACGCACACAUUUACUUUGUUAUUUUCAAUGGGAACAUACCUUCAAACGCACAUUGAAUUUCUUAUGUUCCAGCAGGUCGCCGUCACUGUUGCUACUAAUCAUCGACAUUAAAUGAUAAAUGUAAUGCUUUAUAGCGAUCUACCUACCAACAGAUAUCUACUACAACUCCAAUGACGACACGAAAUGGAGUACGUAUUACACGCACAGCGAGAGAUUAUUGGCAAGCACAAACGAACAAUUAUUGAGUCGUCGAUACGAACGUGAACCGAACCGUUCAUCAGCUUCAACUCUUUUUGUGCGCAAGUCAUUAAAAGCAAUAUUUCAUAUUAAGGAAACAGCAUGAAAUCGCACAGCAAAGAAACUCAUCAGUCUAGUGAAAAACAAGUGAUUAUUGAUGUUUUUAGUUUCAUUGUACACAACACCAAAAUCCGUGUGUAUGUGUUAGUAUGAGUGCAAUCGAUUGAAAAAAACACGGCUUGUUAGUGUCUAUUCCAAAUGCGUGAGUAGGAAAAUGUAUGUGUGUGUGUUGUGUGUGCAACAGAUUUAGAAAAAAAGCAGAGAAACAUAUUGGCCAAACAUGUGAUAACGAAAUUAAUGAUUGGUUGUAAACCAAACAUUCAAACAGCCUUCAGCACAGAAUGGUGAACAAAAAGGUGAAAAAAUGUUUUGAACAAUAACUGAAAUAACACGAAACACUGGUUAGAAUGUGGAAGAAACAAUCGCAUCAGUCAGCUCGAACAUUUUCUCAACAGGUGGAUCGGGGCUAGUGCAUGAAGAACAAAAUUAGCAUUAUUAUUGUAUGUGUCUUUCGUCGUUACCUGUAUGAUGAGCACACACGCACACGCGCAUAAGCAGGAAAAUGUAACAUUCUUUCAUUGUGUGUAGAGGUAGCAGUAUAUUCCAAUUCUGAGAUUGCCGUACGUCAACCUGCCAAAGCCCAUAGCCUCAGAAAGUUGAAAAAAAUAUGUUUUGCAUUUCCGACAUUGCAACGGUGCCGGAAAAUGGCCAUUGUGCCGUGCGCCGAUUUAACUGAAGGCUGUCUUUACUAGCGUAAUUGGUGGUAAUGUUUGUAGCUGUGUGUUUGUGCAACAUUGGUGUGGAAGCAUUAUUAGAACGCUUGUUAUCAUGUUUCCUGACUACCGUUUGUUAACGAAAAGCUAUUACAUGGAAACACCAAUGCUCUACAUGUAUGUGAAUGUCUGUGCGAUAUACGAAUAAUGUGUACAAAUGAGUUAGCAAUGGAUUGUGAAAAUGAAACAACAAAAUAUGACAACAAAUGAACCCCCCUCCCCCGCCCUUCUUCUCCGCAGUGAUUGGUGAGGGGAGACAAGAAUAUCCACUUAAAAAGGCGCACAACAUAUUUGCUGUAAUGUACGUGAAGUGAAACCACCAUCAAAUACUUGCAACAAACGAGUGUGUUUGAUAAACUGGAUUUAGUAUUAAGCUAUUGGUGCAAACUUAUAGUAAAACGAUAUCAAAAUAUGUGUGACUGUUUGUGUGGAGGUGUGAAGAAUGCGAGAGUAUGGAGAAAUUUUAUCUAGAUAUUAUAAGGAAUGAACACAUGAAAGCAUCACAAUGAGUAAGAAUGAAAAAAGGGAACCUAUAUUUUAGUAACUAAGUAUGGAACUAUAUGAGCCCACAAGAGAUACAGACAGAUUCUAUUUAUAUAAAAUCAUUAUCAAUGAUCAUAGCACUAGCAGCAAUGCGUUGACCGUGCAAUUUGCGCCAGAAUACACCGAUACAAGGAAAUGACAUGAAUUUAAUCCAUGCUUCUUGAUCGUGCGGAGUAGGGAGGUAUUUUUAAAAUUUAUCAAAUUCGUAAUCGCCAAACACAGCGUGGGUGAGCGUGUCGAACGGUGUAUCGAACGAAGUAAUUAUAAUCCCUGCAGUAAUUGUAAUUGAUGAAUUAAAUGAUGAAAAUGUACUGUACCACAACUAUGAAAUACUCAAAUGAUUAAAACAAUCACGUAAAGAGGAAAGAUAGAAGUAAUGAAGAUAAAUGAUCGAAAUUUGAUAAAAUUCAACGACACAGCAAGGGUGUACGCAUAACUGCAAGCAAGCAGAAGGAGAAGAUAAAUAGCAACUGUGCGUACAUGAUGAUGAUAGCGUAGCAAUGUGCGAUUUGAAUGGCAAUGAAGCAUGGAUUGGCACAGAAUUAUGACAAUAUAUUUAAAGCUGCAGAAUUCAGAUAAAAAUCAGUUAUUAAUGUUGAUGAAUUCAUGAAUUUGGCUAUGAUUCGUUGUGUAGGGUAAAUUGUAGUGUGAUUGAGGGGUUUUGAGGUUCCACUCUAGUAGCAUGGAAUUUCAUCAGACUAAAGCAAAGUUAGCAGACGUAUCAGCCUCAGCUUUAUGCAUGUGUUAUACCGUUCAAUUCCGAUUUGCUAGAGCCCAGGCGCUUCAAAUGACCCUCAUCUCAUUUUUAAUAGUGAAUGAGUAUCUGAUGAUCAGCGUUGGCAUAUUUAUUACAUGACCUGCAAUAACGAUUUAUUCGUAAAACGCUACCUGUUCACAUCAGCGGAAUAUUGAGGACUUACGUACUCAACGGCAAACAGCGGAUUGUUGUUAGUUGAUUACAGUUUGCGAACAAUUUGUAAAAUGUGAAAGGUUGCGUUUCAAACUGUGCAACAAAAUAAUGCAACCGUUUACGCUAGUCACAAACCGCCACACUCAAAAACAUUCGAAAACAAUUAAUCACAAAAUAGCUAAUUGUACGAAAUAGACAAAGCCAAGCUUUUGAUAUGAAAGUUAAGUAAUCAUCACGAUGAAAAAUAAAAUCAGAUGGAACUUUGACAAAAUAAACCAUAACACGAAAGCAUAAAUUGCAGCAAUACCACCUCAUGUAAUAGAUUAUAGCAGGUGUGAAAGUGAAGAUAACAAAAAAUCGAUAAACAAAUCGAAUCGUUUUGUGUUUCUGGCUCUGUCCAAACAUAAUCCCCAAAACAUACCUGCAAGAACGCAGACAAAACGGAACUACAAUAAGUGUACUUUUAUCAUCAUCCUUCUCUGUGUGAAGUGUUUGUUUGUUCUAAUCAUCUCUCGUCAAACUACUACUACUACUACUAGUACUACCAAACCCUAAUGUGUUUUAAACCUUUCAUGGUGAAUGUUUUGCCAAGAGAGGUAUACCAGAAAAUGCGUUCAAACGUUGUGCUUUCAGGGGUUGAUGGAACAUUUCACUUGAUAAAAAGACUACACACGGUAAAACGUCACAAAACGAACAUAAUAUUGAAAGUAAUCAAUGCAAAGGUGCUCUUUCUAACGUAAUAAAUAAUAGGAUAAAAUGAAUAUUAUAACUAAAAAAACACACACACUCACAAUUGUGACUGUCGUCGACUUUCGAUAUUGAUGAGUAAGGGCGGUGCUGUCACGGCGGGUUUAUAAAAAAAGAUCAAUGAGAUCAAGCAAAAGCAUCAUCAUCCAGCACAUGGAAACUCAAAAGUCAAACCAAACACUGCUGAUUAAAGGAUAGCAGCAUCAGGAGAGAGAAUAUUAGUAAGCUAAGGUGUACACCACGAUGCCACAUAAUAGAUGGAGUAUGAUAAUUAUUUGAUAACCAGUACAUUCUAACCGCCGACGUGUGUAGUGUGUGAUCGACUAAUGUAACAUAAUUGCAGUGGAACCAUGAAUGUAUUUUAAUGCGAUAUUGUGUGAGACACCGAUGCACGGAAUCUGCCGAAUUGUAGUAAUGUAAGAAAAUAUUUGCGCAAUUACAUGUAUAAGACAUUGCAUUAUCAUCAUAUAUACAUAUAAUAUAUUCAACUAUUCAACCCACUAUCAUGAGGAGUAAACUAAACAAACAUAGUUAAAUCAAAAAAAUGUGACAUGCCAUAAACUCCAAAACAAAACAAAAAAAAAAUGAAGAAAAAAGUAGUGGAAGUUAAAUGUUCAGAUAUAGUUCAUCCCUUAAAAUGCAAUGUUCUAGAGAUUUUAUUCCAAAUCGACUAUAAAAUGCAGCUAGCUGGCAUAAUGAAGGCCUAAGAAUGUACGAGAAAACAGUAAACUCUGUGGAUGGAGAUGAAAUGACCAAAAUUACACAAAAAGAAAUGUAUUUCGCCAAACGCAAUUAGAUAACCUUGUCAAGUAAAUAUUAGGUGUAUAAUGAAGUGCGUUUUAGAAGGCUCAAUAUGAAUGCAAAAGUAGCGAGGAGCGAGGAGAUAAUAACAAAACUCCGGUACACAACAUACCUUCCAUUGCGGAGUGCGGAUGCGACGAAUCUUAAAACCUGCUGCUACAUUACAGGAGGCUCAUAAAAAGCUGUAGCGCAUGUUGAACAAGUAACAGAAGAGUAGUAUUUGCGAAAAACCCUACAAAACCGUUGGUGUGUUUUCGGUAUCCUGCAUUCUGCAGACGGAAUGGCUUGAAUAAGGCUGUGCUCUGGCGUGUUGGAUGUAACUAAUAUAUUGAAUGAUCCAUACCACGCGCACAUGUUUCCUUUCCUUGGUGAAGUUAGGUUGAUAUAGAACCGAUUCUCCUUGACAGCAAUACUGCUGCUAAUAGUUCCUUAUGAUUUUUUCGAUCUAUUGUUUCAAGUUUAGAAAAAAGAAGACGUAAAAACAGAAUCAGUUAUUCCCCAUAACAUUUAAGGAAUCGGCACGUGAGGAAUGCAUAGAAAUAAAGCAUAAAAUGCCAUAUUUUGCAUAAUCAACAGAUAAGAGAACGUUAGGUAAUCAUUACUACUCAUCGAUAACUGUAUAACUCAACGCUCUACGUGUCUAUGUGUGCUUUCACCCUUCCAUUGAAUGUGUAGCUUCAGAAUAUCGAUGUAUCUUCCAAGCUCAAAAUAUGUUAGCCAACCAGCGUACGAUUUCUCUCCACUCGAUGUAAAAAUUAAAAAAAAGGUCAGCUAUUAAUGGCCAGGUGUUUGUUCGCAACUAGUUCUUUCCGAAUGAUUCUCUUGCGUCUGUGAAAAUUAUAACGCCUUCUUAACGUACUUAUAUAUACUAAAAAUAACGGUCAAGCGAUAAUCAAAAGCCCCCGAGAGCAGUAAGACCGUAGGAUGGUGUAUUUCGUGAUAGGUGUGGACCCAAUUUUCAUUUCUUGUACGAAUGUAACGCUUUUGGCUAUUCGCUUUAACGCGUAACAUUUGAGGAAACGUUCAUUUUUUUACGAAGUAGAUCUCUCUUGUGCGGGAAAUGUGUUUAUACUUUUUAUAAAAUAGUUUUGCUAUAAACCCACUCUCAAUACAAAUCGUUUAUAUUAUUUCUGUGCAAUACAAACAUGACCGCUUUUAAGGUUAAAUUUAAACACAGCAGAAAGGAAACGGCUUUGUUGCAAACGUGAUUUAAUGACAGUUUAAAACUUUACAUUUUACGGGUUAAUUAUGUGAUGAUCGUAAACGAUCUACCACACACACUGCACACUUAGAGAUGCUAAUAUCGAGUGAUUCCGAUUCAGUUUAUUUAUGUAUCAGCAACUUUUAAAAAGCAUGAUAGUGGUUGAUAGUGGUAACUGUCUUCCAGCGAAUGGGGCGAGCAUAGAAAGAAGAUAGGUGCAGUUUGCUAUUUUCGACCAUUUAAUUUACACUAUUUUGGUUCUGUACAAGCUUCGUAGCAUUUGAGUGGGUCAUCUAGCAGCCCGGUAACUGGGCGGGAAUUGUUAUGAAAACCAAUUAAUUUGAUCCUUAGUACCACCUAACUCUACCUGGAACACGGGCCGCUAGGGUUUACUUAUUGCAGAGCCGUGUGUUUGAAGAAGACAGACAGUGCCUUAAAAACUGCCACCCGGACGAAAGACAUUGCCAAGGUUGGACAAUUCACGUCCAUGUAAGGAUGCUGAUGCAUUGCUCGUGCAUUGCACAGAGCUAACCAAUGAAGAUGUACCACAAGAUAGUAAAAUCAAAUACCUUUACGUUCGUUCGGCGCGAGGCAGAGGAGGCUUACCAAUUGGAGCAAAUUCUACGAGAGCUUACAGUGUUAACCAAAACCUGUAGAGUGAUAGGGAGGAAAUAGGAGAAUCUUUUGAGUAGAUGUGAAAUGUUUGCAUUUAAUGUUUUAGGAGAAAUUUCCAGCGAAACAAAAACUAUAAGGAAACUAGAUUAAAGUUUAAGUAAAAGCGACAGUGAUCCACGAAUGAUCAAGAGUAUGUGUCUUCUGUCGUGAUCGUUAUUCUAGUAUUAUUAUCAGACAAAUGGUAGAUGAAACAAAAACGUAGCACGUAACAUUUGCUCUUAUGGAAAAGCCAAUCCCAUUUAAUGUAACAAACUUAAUAACGUGUGUGCAAUAUUCUGUAACUCGUAUUGCAAUUGUAUGCCACCAAUAUCUUUAACUCCAAAAAUUACCUGCAUUUGAUAUCUCAGUGCUUAUUCUUUUUUUUCUAAAUUCGCUAAGCGAAUGUGUUUGUUUUGAACAAGUUUUGUUACACAAUUACACCAUGUGUGCGCGUGGAUGGUAGGGAAAGUUUUAACCUGGAAACAAGAAAACAAUGAUCAAAAGGACGGCAGGAUGGAUAAGCCAACAACACACCAGUGGUUUAGUCGGAUAAGGCAACUAUCUCUUCAUUGUGAUGUAUGUUCCUUAUCCUUGUAGCGAAGCAGCAGAACAGUAAGCAGUAGAGAAACGAAGCAAAAGUAUCUUCUCCCUCAAGCGUGCUCCGAUGGAGCCAGAAAUUCAACAGUGAAGCCAAAGAAUUCUCCUUAUCGAAUGAAACGGAAACUUUAGCAAGGUGCCGAAGCAUCCGAUCGUAUCCUGCGGGCGAUGAUCAUCAGCAAAUCUACGUCAGACACAUAUCAUCGUCAAGCAAAUCAAUCAAUCAAUAGCGCGAAUGUUUCUGUUCGCUCUACGCGGACUCUAGUACUAGGUCCAACGGUUUUGGUUGUGCAAACGAAACGAAUGGACGAAUAUCACGAUCGCAAAGCCUCUCCGCUGGUUAGCAAUGAAGCGUGCCAAGAACAAUGGUCAGUACAGGGUACAACGCCACGCGAGGAAGAAGCACUGGCAGUGUGCAGCAGUGAAGUUGAUGUUUCUCUCCAAUGUGUCGAAUCUUGUGCGUCCUGCACUAUUUUAACUCAGUUGCAACUCGAUCGACACAUCGGACGGCGGGGCGAUAGAGAGAGCGUAUACGACGAAUGCAACAAGGCUAUUCUCUAAAGUACAAAACCAACUUCUUUGGUAGCUUUUCGUUAAAGAUUGGCACGGAAGAUAUCAGUACCGAGGAUAAAGAAACUAACUGCUAGCACCAUAUGAUUGAUGCAUUCCAUGCUCAUGAAUCAGUGAGCAACAAACAGAUAUCGAAAUGCCAACGGAAGCUGAGCCCGGUUUCGUACCAAGCAUCCAUGCUUUACAUCCCCGCUCUCAUGUGCCACCAGUCAGUCUACAGGACAUAACCAGAAGAGAUGUUGCGCUGAUUGUUGACAUAAUUCAUCAUUAGCAUUGGUACAAGUGUUAGUCGGACAUCAGGUGUAUGAUGUGCCGUGUUUCACGCAACCCCAAACGCUGCAUUAACGUAUCGAAAGCAACACAUUGAAGUACCUGUGUGAGUGACGUGAAAGCCGGAAAUGAGUUGCAGGCCUUGCCCUAAAAGAAGAAUUGCAAGUUGAUGUAAGAAGAUGUGAUGAAAGCUUCUUAUUGUUGCAAUGGAACAUGGCCUGUUGCUAUCGAGUUCAAUAUUCCUUUAAGGCUUAUAUCCUGACUCGGACUUAUCAAAACCUAGAGUAUUACCGGUACUACCAAAAUUAAACACAAAGCUCACCCCCCCCCCCCCCUCCUGCAGAGGAAAACAAAGAAGCAGUAGAGAGUGACGAAAUAAGGUGCUAAGAGAAAACAAAAGUAAGGCAAGGGAAAGGAACAGUGACAUACAAUACAAGAAACUGAACACAAAUAAUGCAAUUUGAUAAAGAAAGAAAGCCUAUAAACCGUAGUAAUUAUGUUUUAACACUGAGCGUAAGGAGCACAGCUGCUGGGGACAAACCGCAGCCUCAUCAAGUGUGUCGCAGUGUAUGGUUGAGAAAGUUUCUAAUUAAGAAACAAUUAUUUACCUUGACGGAAAGGAGAAAAUCAACAUAAGUAUUUUUCUUUCACGCAGAACAUCACUAACUAGCUCCUAAGGUAAAUCAAUACGUACCAAAAGAACUAUCAAGCAUGCGAAUUGCGAAUGAAUGAUUUAUUCAAAGCAAACAGCAGCAUACUCUGGUGCAAGAAAGAAAAUUGCAAAAAAUCUUAAACAAGCAAACAGAAAUAAUGAGGCUACAUACAGAUAUGGACGAGGUUAUAAUAACUUAUUAAUAAUCAUACGGCAGCGGUGUGAAUGGCAGUGGUAUAGGGCCAAAGCGCAAAACACAGGGUUCAAAUGAGACAAGCAAACACAAACUGCAAUCUAACAGCGGAUCAAUUAUAUACUGCGGAAAACACGGCUCUGAUGAACAAACAUACACAGACACACACAUAUAAGCAUGAAUCAUAAAUUCACAAACUUCUCCUAAUUACCUAAUACAUUGUAUAUUAAAUGAAACAGCAUUAAACAAAAAAAAACUUAAACCCUUAAAACCCAACAACCAACCAAUGCGGAACAACAACCAAACCAAUGAGAGGAGAGACUUUCUCGGGAUUUGGCUGUGCACAAAAAAAGGAGUAAAAUAGGACCGCAAUACAAAUGCAAAUAAUGGAAAAAAGAGACACAUUUGCGCAGUCAUUUGACCAUCACGUCGGUUAACGAUGGUGCUUAAACAACACAAAUUAGAAGCAACACACUAUGACCAAGCGCACGUGUAAAGCAGAUAUCGGGACGAUAAAGCGCCACAAUGAAUGAAACAGUUAUUGCACCUACUACUACUAAGCUUAGUACACCCAAUGUGUGUUGGAGUUAGUUACGUUACGAUGGUACAACACACAUACCGACUUCCACACAGACUGGAACCACAAAACACAAAACAAUGGAUAUAAACAUAAUGAAAGCGGGCAAUGAAACUUGUGCAACAAAAACGACGAAUACCACCUACAAUAAAUAACACAAAAAUAUAUGGAAAAUAAGCAAGCUCGAUAAUUCUAUCGAUGCAAGAAUCAGUAUUUUCUAUAAGAAAAUGUUUAAGAAAACAAAACAGAAGGAGAAAAAAAUAUGUUAAAGUGUAAUUGUUUUAAACUAAUGCCUCAUAACAACAAAACAGUACGUGAGAAACAAAACACUCGAGUGUAACAAGUGUGUGUGUGUGUAUGCUUUUGAUCUGUGUAAUAAGACAAGGAAACGGACAAGGAUAAUUAGCAAAAAGAGAGAUAACAAAGCAUGUUAGACGAUUGAGCAGUAGAAUUUUGAAAGCAAGAAUGAAUUUGAGUUCUUAAGGUGUGCAUUGCUCAAUCGGAAGAAGCCUUAAUGUCACCAAAACACACGGUUGAAUGGAAGACGAUAUUCUGUUGAUCGUUUGUAGUGUGAAAAGAUUAACCGCAAAUGGAAAGCACAUGACGACGAUAUGAGAAAAGGGUUGCGUCAAGAUUAAGUAGCUUUAGGAUUAUCUCUCUGUUAUAUGUUUUAUUGCAAUUAUACUGAUUUUGUAAGGCUGUCUAAGUUUAGAGUUGUUUUGUUGGUAGGAAAAUAAACAUCAAGCAGCAGGAGGUAGAUAAAUGAAUUGGUUUUGUGAAAUGUGAGACAUUCAAAGGAAAGUGCAAUUAUUUUACAUUCCGCGUACAUCACAACAGUGAGAACUAUUUUACGUCAUGAAAUGGGAAUUAAAUAUUAUUUUUUAGUUUUCCUAAAAAUUGGACUAAAACAAACACUGCUAGUAGAGGACGCUGGUUGAGUUUUUGCGGAAUAGAAAAAAAAAAAAAUAUCUUCGUUCAGUGACCAAGCCGCGUAUACCAUUGCGUCUGAGAAGUGAUAUGAGACUGAUUUGUGGAUCGUGCUGAGGAGAAGAAUUAAUCCGUUGCAAGAGACAGCAUAAACGAGAGAAAAACUUAAUAAAACCAACCAAACCCAGCAGUGGUAUGUGUAUAACAUUAGAAAAACAAACUAAAUAUCUGAUUGAAAAGCCAUCCAUAAAGAGUAGAUUUUGAUCGUUGAAUGUUCCAACGAUCGUGCGAUCGCGAAUAAGAAAACAAUAAUCGAAGAACAGAGCAGGAGUCGUGCAGAAUCCUUCUCGUGCGCGAGAAAUUAAAUCAAUAAUUUUAUGUGGUGAAACAAAGUGUGAAGAACAAAAUGAUAGAUGAAUCGAUAUCAACCGUAGCAAACCGCAGUAGCGUGUAGUGUGUGGGUGUGUGUUUGUGUGCUUGAUCGUACAAGAGUUGAUGUGAGAGAAUAAGCUUACCGUGAAGCUUCCAACUAAAGAGAGGAAAGGAAAGAAGACACAAAAAGAGUAGCAAAUUAAGUCCUUGUUGAUAAGGAAGAUAGUAAAUAGUAAACACAACACUACAUUGGUAGAGGAGACAGCUGGCAGCUGGCAGCUGGAUUCUUGUGACAUUUUGUUUAUAUAAGAAUUACAAUUAAGAGAAAUAUCUUACACUAAGCGGGACACAGUAGUUUGUAGGAAUGGAACCAAACGUGUACUGACAAACAGGGAGCGCACGCGUAGGGAGCGGGCUUGGAAGAUUAUUAGUUUUUGAUUUGCCUUCAACCAAUAACGAGCCGACGACAUCCCCAGGAAGCCUUAGCGAUCUGGGUUGGACCGCUCACCUGGAGAGAAACAGCACUAAAAUAAAGAAAACUACUAAAUAACUAGAUAAAUGACAUGUGUGUGUUGAUGCUAAACUUUAACCUGGACGACGGCGUAUGGUCACGUACCCGAGCCUGGUGUCGCUAACUUAAAAUCACCAAAUAAAGCCACAAACAGGGCUUAAUUAGUAUUGCCGAAUGGUGCAUUCUAGCGCGUUAAUGUUACAAAUCCUGGAGAAAAGAAAAAUGGACGCGCUAGAGUAUAAAUAUGUGAAAAUGUUCCUUGUUUUUAUAGCGUUUUGAACUACCACACAAUACCAAACAUCUAAACACUAAAUGAAUACCGGAAAAGGGAAUAACUUAAAUAAUUCAAAAUAGAUGAACUCAAAUAUAUAACAACAAUGAGAAGCUAAAAGUCGAGAAAAACACAACACAAUAAGAAAUUCUAAACAUUAGCUGAGUAAAUCAAUGUCAGUUGAGUUCCGGAUGUGCGUUAAGUGUGCUCAUUUUCGUUCAACAGAAUGGUCGAUGUGUUCGAGCUUUAAAUUACCCAUGGAAAUUAAGAGUAAAAAAACCCAGCAUCAAACGGUUUGAACAGUAGCAGAGCAUCCCUCCCUCCUGUAUUGUGAAAUGUUUGGCAAAAAAAAGAAGUUAAUUUCGUACAAAUGCUUAACUUUUAAAUGACCAAAUGUGUUUAGAUCGAAACGUGGAAGAGCUCGAGCAGCUUUGGUAGCUGCUGCAAAAUGUGUGCCAAAAGUGAAAUCAAAAUUCUACCGAUCGGUCACCAGGUUUUACUUGACUCCAAGAUCUCCCCACACAGCAAAACGAUAGGGGCUAACGCUAACGGCUACUGAACUGUAAAUGGUUGAUGUCCUAUCAAACAGGGCCACCAAAAUCCUACACUUUCCAGCCCCCCCUUUAUCCUAGUCGCUACUCUAAAAUCAAUCACAUCCGAUAAUCAAACUCAUACAUACCUCUCCAGCGAUGCUUCGAAAAGCAAAUAAAGACUACGCAAAAGCAAUAGCCAGCAACUCCGCAGUGGAGCGGCUUAUAAUAUGGAACCACCUACUACUACUGCGCUUUACCAGUGGGAAGCUGUAAGCUAGUCAAAAUUUGUCAAAUUAGUAUAAAAAACAGUUACUAAGCAGCUGCUUUUUGUGAAGAAGGUUUAUGGUUUUGUUACAAAUUAUCAUCCCAAUGUCAGAGCGUUAAUAUAUUCCACGUGAUUUUUGUUUUUGUUCAACAUGACAAUUUGGAUUUGUGAGGUAACACCAUCCCGCCCCAUACAAGCAUUUUACCAUAUGAUAACAGUUCGUUAAGCGGGAUACUAUAUUAUUGUCACUCCUUAAGCUUUUCAGAAAAGCAUCAAAACUUACACAAAAACUGCAUACGAGAAGAAAAAAUGGCAAUGAGGGCGAUUCAGUGUUUCAGCUUCAGCUUUAAUAAUACAAAGACUUGAUCUUACCCUUAAAUCCUCUUACCUUUUUCAUAACUCUUUAUCUGUCCUGUGUGUUUAUAUAUAUGUAGUAAAGAGAAGGCAAACAACAAAAAAGAUUAAAAAAGAUACUACAAAAAAAAAAGCAAAACAGAAAACUGCACAAAAACAUGAUGAAACAAUGUGUAAUGUUUCUCGGUGUAUGUUCUAUUCUUUAGAGAUUCAGCGUAAUUAUGUGAACCAAGCCGACCCACGCACAGGGACGCACAGGAGUGGAGAAGGAGACGAAGAUUUGCCUAGUAGUGGUAGCAGUAAUAUGAAUGUGAACAAUUUUUAGGUGUCGUAGUUGAUAGUUUUUCUUCUCUUUGUUCGAAAAUACAAGCAAGCAGGCAAACAAACAAACAAACAAACAAACAAACAAACAAACAAACAAACAAACAAAUAAACAAACAGUUUACAAACAUUGCGCCCACCACCUUUCCUCAAAACUGUUGGAUCAAUCAAAUCGAUGUCGUCGUCGUACUUUUAUAAUAUUGAAUGCAUAAGAUCGUAGUACACGGUAGUGUAACGUGUUACAGAAAAAAACAACAAUACAAAACAAGCCAAUGUACUAUGUAAGCAUGUGAAGCAACGCGUGUAGCACAAACACUGUAACAGCGGAAAUAUGGGAUGCAAGAGGAAAGAAAGAAAGAAAGAAAAAAAAAAACGUUUUACAAACCAAACAAAUCGAUGGAAAAGUAUAUAUACUGAUACCUAUAAGUGUAUUUCAGCCUUCCUCUUGUUGGAACAAAUUCCUAGAUAAAAUACAUCAAUAAGGCAGACAAACGACGCAAGUGAUAAAUAAUUGUGAAUCAUAUUAAAUAUAUAUAUAUAUACUAUAUAUACAUACAAACAACAAGUCUAUCUAUAAAUGUGUGAACUAAUCUAAACCAUAGUGUGUAAAGAACCUGGAAGGAGAAUCAAACUCCCCUUCCCUGGUUCAAAUCUUUCACUCUUCGUGGCAUCGAUGUCAGUUUUUUCGCAAUAUCUUCUCACAUAGCAAAAUGAGCAAAAAACGGAAACGAAACUUACUAAGAACAAAACCAAACCAUUAUCUUUCGAAUCUAUUUUUGUAUUCCUUACUAAAUGUAAUAUCAUCAUUAUACAAACACAACAUCCUAAAUAUAUAUAUAUACAUAUAAAUAUACAUAUACAAUUGAUUUUUUCAAUACAUGAAACAAACAAGCUAGCAUGAAACAACUUGAAUACAAACAGGAGGAUAACAGGAUCCAACCAACGCGUUAACGCGGACCAGCAACGAACACGACACCGAGGGUGCGGUGUGCCCCUCCAGCAUCGGAGCAGUCCGGAUGUGGCCUCCAGCCGCCCAAACACUUUCUCUCUCUAUGUCAUCUCGUAUCACAAAGAACUAUAAAACAUCCGAUAUUUAUGUAUGUGUUCUUCGCGUACUGAGUCAAGUUUGGUAGCUUCCCAAUUCUGGGUAGAAAAGGCAGGAGCGAAUGUAUCACAGUCGAAUUUGUAAGUCAAUGGACGCAAUAAACAGAACAAUACUCUGUAAAUGAAUUUCGCGACGAAAAAAAAAAAAACCAAACGCAGCAACAAUAAAACUUUGCAACCAAUAAACAUGUUUGAAAGGGAGGGUGGAGUUUGGUGCAGAGAUUUUUAACAAACUUGAGAGAAAAACAAUCAACAAAAAGAACAACCACACAACACAACUAUAAAAAUGGGUUAUAAUCAAGAAAUCGGAAGGACACUAGGAAGGAGAUAACAUCCUAAUUGAGUGAAGCGAAUCCAUUACGAAUCAAACAAAAAGCAAACAAAAUGAAUGUGACACCGAAACAUGCAAAGAUUGAAGUUAAACAAACAGAAACGAGAGAAACAAUCUCGUUAUCUUACGAGAGAAACAAAAUAUGUGUGGAUGUAUUGUGCAUGUAAACAUUCACAGCAAAUCUUUCAAAAUGCGAUAAAUGUGACCAAUCAAAAUGAGAUAAGUUAAGUAAAAACUACUUUAGCAAGUGGUGGUAAUAUAUUAUACAAACAAUAUUGAAUACGCGGUAAUCAAUAGUAAUAAUAGAGCGGUGGUGGAGCUAGAAACACACGAGCCAGAAAGGAAACGACAAAGAUGAAUAAACAUGAUAACUUAAGCCACCCACAAUACACACUAACGGAAGAAGAGACAAACAAACACAUUACAAGAUUCGCAAGAAGAGGAAGUUAAGCUAGAUAAUAAGGGCACACGCUGAAUAGAUUGAACAAUACAAAUAAAUAUACAUAUAUUUUUCUUAUUUUACAACAAAAUAAUGGUGGUGUGUUUGGUGUGAGAACGGUGCCGACAGCAGAAACCCUAAAUAAACACUUAAAUAAUAUAUACGACUAGAAAGAAGAGAGCAGCAGGAGCGUCGAAGCGACUGACUGAUGUGAAUGCAAAAGAUAAACUUUAAUCCGAACAGUAGGGAUUGCAGCAGAGAACUAAAAUGAAACUAUAAAACAAAAAACAAAAUAUUGUAAGAAAAUAUGUUUGCAACAGCAAUAGAAAGAUACCGGUAGACGAGAAAGCAAGACGAAGCGCAAGACACAAACACGCAAAACAAAACCCACAAAAACUCUGAGUAAUAUGAAAAAAACGCUUUAAUGUAUUGAGUCGAUAAGUGGGCAGAACGGAAUGAUGGGAGGAGGGCAGACUGUGGACGAAUGCAAAUGCGGUUUAUUAUCUUAUUUCCAUAUUCUUGCCAUUCAAACCAGAAAGGGGAACUGUAUUACUGAGGCAUAACGCAUGAGUGAUACUCAUUUACAAGGGAAAACAUUACAUUUAAAUACCGUAACUAAGUAUAUAAACUAUAUAUAAAACAAAGGCUGGUUGGACGUGUGCGGAAGCAGUGGAGAAGCAGCAGUGUGUGUGGUAUGAGAGAAUCUGUGUUCAUUACGAAAGAUCGCAGCAUUACCAAACGUUGGAUCUGGAAAGAUUGUAUGUGAUUGCGAUUGUGAAUGGGGGAUUUGUGCAAGAGUGUAGCGGCAAUAGAAUGCAAUGGAUUGAUAAAAACAACGUGAUUAGUUAACCAAAAUCCAAGCAUUCGAUGCACGCGUAGUAUGAAUACGCGUACGAUACGGAUAUUACGAGCAAUGAAUAGCACAGGGAAGGAUGUGUGGAGAAAGAUGUGGAAGAGAGUUAGAUCGAGCGAGGCAUAAAAGUAAUAAAUAAAUAGUGAAAUAGUCAUGUGAUGUGUAUUUGAUAUAGAGAGAGUUACAAAAUGAAAGUAAGACAUAACUAUAAACAAAUGAUUUAACAUAACAGUAACCAAUUCACAUUUACAAAACGAUAAAUUCCGCGUUAGUAAUCGAUGGCAAACAAAACAAGCUGUAGAACUGUACUCGGAAGAAGCAAAGGUGCAACAAAGUCAAACAAGAAUAAACAAACACACACACUCACACGCACAUAAUGCAAUAUGAAACAACAACACUAACCACAGUUGGUAGAACCUUCGCCACCGAUCCAUUUUUCACUAUCCUUGAAACAAAUACGGGGGUUCUGUGUUGAGAAUGAAAUGUUGAAAGACAAAACCAAGCGCGCAUACGCACUAAAGAGUGUAACAAACACAUAGCAUAAAAAAGCUCGUGUGACGCGUGCUCUCUAGGGAGAAGAAGACGCCGGGCAACAAAACAUUUAAAUGACUAAAUAAUAAGUUGCACACGUGAGACGUGAGAGGGGGAGAUUGGGGGAGGAAAACAAACCCCCCUACAAACCACAACAAAUGAAACUAGUGAAUAGUUGUGAGCAAAAAACAAGCAAAAAUAUCAAUGUAACCGUAAUUGUACUCGUUGAUUGACAAAUAAAGCAUAUUAAACCAA